This is a messenger RNA of Talaromyces marneffei, 786 nucleotides long. RefSeq lists its product as uncharacterized. The transcript has 3 exons. NCBI's taxonomy places the organism in Eukaryota, Fungi, Ascomycota, Eurotiomycetes, Eurotiales, Trichocomaceae. The record is from RefSeq and is a predicted model, not a curated record. Gene Ontology annotation, molecular function: electron transfer activity. Bases 1 to 786 code for a protein of 261 amino acids. Gene Ontology annotation, cellular component: cytosol.
AUGGCGAGCGGGUUGAGGAUCUUGGUCCCCGUUAAGCGGGUGAUAGAUUAUGCCUCCAAACCGCGCAUCAAUAAGACACAAACCGGCAUCGACCCUACCGGCGUAAAAUACUCCCUCAACCCUUUCGACGAAAUCGGCGUGGAGGAAGCAGUCCGCCUCCGCGAAAGAAAAGGCCCAUUGAAAGUCGAAAGCAUCCUCGCUCUAUCCGCUGGUGGUGCUAAAUGCGUCGACACACUCCGCACAGCCAUGGCUCUGGGCGCCGACAAGGCAAUACACAUUGAUGUCCCCGAAUCAGGCGAGGGCGGUCCCGAGCCAUUGACGAUCGCGAAAAUGUUGCAGGCCGUCGUGCAGAAAGAGAAUAUCAAUAUGGUCUUGCUGGGCAAACAGGCGAUUGACAGCGAUCAGGGACAGACGGGGCAGAUGUUGGCGGGACUGUUGGGCUGGUCGCAGGCGACCCAGGCCAGUAAAGUGGAUGUCAAGGACGAGAGCGGCACUGUGGAGGUUACUCAGGAAGUUGACGGUGGUGUCGAGACCUUGAGGGCUAAAUUACCGAUUGUCAUUACGACCGAUUUGCGAUUGAACGAACCUCGCUAUGCCAAUUUGCCCAACAUCAUGAAGGCGAAGAAGAAGCCUUUGGAGAAGAAGACGUUGGCGGAUUUUGGAGUUGAGGAUAAGCGACGGCUGAAGACUGUGAAGCUUACCGAACCGCCCCCAAGACAAGGCGGUGGUAAAGUGGAGGAUGUCGAUGGGCUUAUCUCCAAGUUGAAGGAACUUGGCGCUCUAUAA